CGCAACGUUUACAACAACAAAGGAUGAAGAAUAAAUGAAGUUACAAACUGGCUUUGUGCCCUUUCGUAACACAUGCGUACACGUGACGGCGGUUGUUACAUAGUUCACUACCGUGUGGUUGUAACGUUAAGUUAGUAGCAACCGCACAAAGACGGUUGAAAUGUGAAUGAACGAUUUUUCAUUCUUCCUUUUUGUGGUACCAUACAUUUCUAUAGAUCCAAUCAAAAGCAAUAAACUGUGACCUGGAAACGUCUGCUUGCCACAUAACAAAAUGAUUCGCAUAGCAGCACUGAAUGCUGCUUCGACAGCUGCAGAUGAGUCACAAGACCCCUUGAGAAAUCGCAAGAGUCAGACAAAAGAGGCUCAGGAAGCCGAGGCAUUUGCUUUAUAUCACAAAGCUUUAGAUCUACAAAAACAUGACAAGUUUGUGGAAUCUGCCAGCGCCUAUCAUGAGCUUCUCAAAACCCCACUGCUCAAAGAGGCCAUGGCCUCAGAUGAUCAAAAAGUGGGUCUCAAGCAUCCCGGGCUGAUGUUGAAAUAUUCUACUUUUAAAAACUUGGCUACUAUGGCUGCAUUGCGGGACGAUCUGGAGACUGCUAUGGAGUUUUAUUUGGAGGCAGUUAUAUUGGAUUCAACUGAUGUGAACAUGUGGUACAAAAUUGGUCAGGUGGCUGUGCGACUGGUGCGCAUUCCUCUGGCCCGACAUGCAUUUGAGGAGGGAUUGCACUGUAACCCAGACCACUGGCCCUGUCUGGACAACCUCAUAACGAUUCUCUACACACUCAGUGACUACACCUGUUGUUUGUACUUCAUUGCUAAAGCAUUAGAGAUGGAUCAUUGUUACACUAAAGGUCUAGUGUUGAAGGAGAAAAUCUUUGAGGAGCAGCCCUGUCUCAAAAGGGACACAAUGCAGAUGUUCAUUAAAUGUGAUAUGUCUAUUCACUAUGUGGAAGUGGAGAUGGAGGAAAGGAAAGCCAUUGUGGACGAGGCGCUGGAUUUACGGAAGCGGAGACAGGCCCUCUCUCACUCUGAACCAAAACCUGACCUCGUCCUGGUUCAACCCAUCCGCUGCCUCUCAUGGAAGCACUUGGGGGAGAAACUUCUUGCGAUGUACGAACACCAGACCACAUGUGAGCCACCGCGCCCAAGUCUUGGCCGCAGAAUUGACUUCUCAGAGUACCGUGACCGUAACUUUCUCCAGAACCUACCCCAACCCAGCAGCCCUGUCAGUAUGGGCCAGACCAACGUGCUGAGCAGCAGCCCCAGCUCAUCCUUGCCGCCAAUGGCCCUCCCUGAGCCUGCAGUGCUGCCGCAACCCAGCACGCAACCUCAGGUUACCCCAGCUCAGAACACCGUGGAGGUCACCACUUCUGCUCCCCCAGACGCGACAGCGGUAGAAGUUUCUCUGGCAGAUAAAGCGAAGAAAGCUCCAAAGAGGAAACGAGUGGUAGAAGAUAGCGGGGAGACGGCCAAGCGGCGCUCGGCACGUGUUCGCAACACAAAGUGCAAGAAGGAAGAGAAGAUUGAUUUUCAGGAGCUGCUCUUCAAAUACCUACCUUCCAGGCUAAAGAAGUUUGAUCCUGAUAAUGACGACGAGAGUCUGAGUAAUCAUGACACUCAGUGCGACAGGAAGGAGGACCCGCAGCCUCUGCUUGGGGGUUGCCUGCCUGCUGACUCUGUUGAAUACAUGGAAUCUGAACAACAAGAUGUCCACAACUUCCUGCUCAAUAAUAUGACCAAUGGUGGUUUACUGGACGUGAUGAUGCGCUAUCUGAAAGCAGUGGGCCAGAAGUUCACAGUGGAGUGGCCUCGGGGGCUCACUGCUGUGGUAUUGGAGGUCCAUCAGACCUGGAGGAAGCACAGCAGUGGUCUGCCUAACCCUCUGCUUCGGGACUGCAGCAAUCAACACAUCCAGGAAAUGUUGACAAUGAGCUUAGCGUGUAUGGAGUUGCAGUUGGAGCAAUGGAUACACAACAAAGGGAAGACCGUUUCUCCAAGAAGAAGCAUCAGCAGCAUUUGUCCCAGCAGCGAUGCAGCAGACUCUGAAUUCCCAGGGCAGCACUUCCAGAGUGAUUUGUUACUUCUGGCCUUGGGUUCUUCCCAAAGAGACCUGUUUGAUGAUGACUGGCUGGAUGUUAUGGUGCGGGUCUACUGGCUCAAGGCCCGAUUCUUGGCGCUGCAGGGAGACAUGGAGUCAGGCCUGGAGAGCUAUGAUGUCUGUGUUGGCCUGUUGCAGAGCAAACCAAAGACCCCCGAAGGCAAACAUUACACAAUCAGCCUGCCUAAUCUUUGUGUGGAUGCAGCGAUCUCUGUGGAGGAGAUUGACAAAAGGCUGAAGUCUCUGGAGCGCUGUCAGUCGUUGGAGGAGAUCCAGCGUCUCUUUGAGGCUGCGGACUUUGAUUCCGUUGUGCGUCUGCUGCAGCCCACUCUGAAUUACGGCAGCCGGUCCAAAACUCUGGAGUUUGUGAGCUCAGCACCAGAACGGCCUGCUCAGCUGAUGCUACUGCAGAAUGCGCUGUUGAAGCUACAGGACUACCGGCAAUGUUUUGAGUGCAGCGAGUUGGCUUUGAAUGAAGCCCUGCAGCAGCUCAACUCUGCAUCAAACAACUCUUCGCCUAGCAAGGAGGAGUGGGUCAGUACUAUUGGAAAGUUGCUGGAUGGCACAGAGAUCUGCUUCAUCAAAGACUCAGGCCUCCUCGGCAGUGUCCCCCACUUCCCUAGUAUGGCUCGACUAGCAAACAAUCUUAUCCAGCUGAUUGAUCUGAGCAUGAACAUUUCGGACGAUCCUAAGGAGCCUUACUUCUUCUCGGUUCUGCCUUGGAUCAUCCUGUAUCGCAUUAUCAAACAAGAGGAGGCUGCUUUUAACUGUAUGCUUCGACAGCACAUGUCUGCAGGGGAUGAUGAAGAUGACUCGGACGCUCCCAUGCUGCCCUCUUCACUGAUGCUUCUGAACACAGCCCACGAGUAUCUCGGCCGUCGCUCCUUGUGCUGCUACUCGGAGGGCGCACUCCUCAAGUUCUACGUUCAGGUUUUGAAAAAAGAGGUUGCAGCUUCUUCCAACAAUGACUCUCAUCCCUACAAAGAGGAGUUGGAGAUGGCCUUGGAACAGUGCUUUUUCUGCCUCUAUGCCUACCCCAGUAAGAAGAGCAAGGCCCGCUACCUUGAGGACCACUCAUCUCCACAGGUUGAGCUACUGUGGUCCGAGGCCCUCUUCAUGUUUGAGUAUUUCAAGCCAAAGUCACUGCCUGAGUUUGACAGCUAUAAGACGAGCACGGUGUCUGCAGAAUUGGCCAAUUUGCUGAGGAGGUUUUCUGGCAUCGCCCCCACAAGUGAAACCCCCACUCUCACCAUGGAUGAAUUGGCAGCCUACAUUGAGGGCAUGACGGAGAAGGCUCCGUGCCUUCCUGAAGGAAGUGCUCCUGCACCUGCAAUCAUUAAUGAGAUCUUCUAUCUGCUGGCUGAUUACCAUUUCAAGAACAAGGAGCAGUCAAAAGCCAUCAAGUUCUAUAUGCAUGACAUAUGCGUGUGUCCCAACAGGUUCGACUCUUGGGCCGGUAUGGCUCUAGCUAGGGCCAGUCGUAUUCAGGAAAAGCUCAACUCCAAUGAGCUGAAAAGUGACGUUCCGAUAUGGAAGCACUCCCAGGCAGUGUUAAACUGCUUUAAGAGGGCCCUGGUGAUCGACGGCUCCAAUCUGUCUCUGUGGAUCGAGUACGGUACCAUUUCAUAUUCGCUGCACACAUUUGCAUCAAGGCAGCUCAAGCAGUGGCGCAACGAGCUCCCCCCAGAGGUGGUCAAACAGAUGGAAGAAAGGAGAGACUCCAUGUUGGAGACAGCGUUCCAGUGUUUCCAGGGAGCUUCCCGUUGUGAGGGUGACAGUGACGAAGAGGAGUGGCUCAUUCACUACAUGCUUGGCAAGAUAGCAGAGAAACGCAAACAACCUCCGACGGAAUAUUUGGAGCUCUACAAAAAGGCAGCCCACUAUCUGCAUGAAGAAGCUGCUAGGUACCCCCGAAAAAUCCAUUACCAUAAUCCUCCGGACCUGGCCAUGGAGGCCCUUGAGCUGCAUUUCCGUCUCAGCGCCACCACUCUAAAACUAUUAGAGGGCGGCGUAUCUGCGCUGGAACACGAGCUCUUGUUCAGUUUGCUGGUCGAAGCCGCUACCGGCCCCUUCGCCAGGGGGGAAGAGAAGAGCAUGCCGAGCAUGCCUAGGUCCCUUGAAAAGGAGAAACCCCCGUCCAUGACGGAUGACGACUUUAAUUGCUCGUCCGUUUGCAUUGGAAACGCCCUCAUCUCCGCCCACCCGUCGGCUGCCACCCCAGGUCUGACUUCCCCGCCUUACGUGGCCACGCCGUUUGACCACGAUUACGCCAAACGCAAAACACUCCGACGGCAGCAGUGGCAGCAGCAGCGGAAUGAGGAGCAGCAGGCCGAUGGUUCAACAUUUUCAAGGAGAGUGGCAUCGAAUCUGUAUUCAGUUGUGAAGAAAGCCUCACCCGAGUUUGACCAUGAUUACUGCCUGCCCAGGUCUCCAAUGUGGCUGGCUUCCCUGGAUGAGCGCAGUCAGGACAGUGAGGUGGUGAUUCUCUCUGACUCCAACUCCACCCAGGACGCCUUCACAGAUCCCACGAGCUCACAGGACAGCAGCCACAAACCUGCGUCUGGGAAAGCCAGCUCGUCCUCAUCGGAAAGUACAACCCCGGUGAAGGACGGACAGUUUGCAUCCGAGGGCAUAGUGUUACAUGGAGGACAUUCCGGCCUCCAGACGGAAGACAAAAUAAUCCAGGAAGAAGUAGAAGCCGUGGUGGUGACCCUCCCUGAGGCCCCAGACCCCAAGGCCUCCGUGGAAGCGUGUCCUCAUCCUCUGCCGCUCCCGGCCACCCCGCCGAAGCCCCCCCACUCGCAGCAGCCGGCGCCUCAAACCCCGGCCAGCGAGGGCAAAAGGAAGCCGGAGCCCCCGGCCGAGCCGAUCGAGGUGCCCACAGCCCUGCCCGCGGAUAUCGGCGACCAGAGACGAUUGCUGGUGGAAAUGUGCGUCCGGGCUCUCUUCCUCUGCCUCGGCCGCUUCCCUCAGCACUACAAGAGCCUCUACCGCCUGGCCUACUUCUACUCCAGCAGCAAGACCUAUCGGAACCUACAGUGGGCAAGAGAUGUGUUGCUAGGAAGCAGUGUCCCAUGGCAACAGCUGAAGCACAUGCCAGCACAAGGACUUUUCUGUGAAAGAAACAAGACAAACCUCUUCAACGGCAUCUGGCGUAUUCCUGUGGAUGAGAUUGAUCGCCCGGGAAGUUUUGCUUCUCAUAUGAACCGAUCCAUCGUCCUCUUGCUGGAAGUGUUGUCUCAGCUUAAAGAUCACGAUACUCUGGUGAAAGUCUCUUUCAUGCUGCAGAGAACCCCUGACCAGGGAAAGAAGUAUUUACGAGAUGUUGAUCGGCAGGUUUUGGCCAAGAGAGCAUUCUUCCUAACUGUAAAAGUCCUGGAGGACAAUCUGAACAGUCUCAAAGGGGUGUCUGAGCAGCUUCACAAAGCGCCGGUGCCCUCAAUGGGGGAGAUGACCACAACGGACGCAUGCAACAGGCCCAGCUCGGAGGACGGAAAACAUGCUCCGCUUAAGAAGCCCGAGAUCCCAGAGGGAGCUUGUGCCGGUGUGCCGGGGCCCAAGGAAGCCCCCCCGUCCCAUCUCCUCCCUCAGCCGCUGGCCGCAGACACUGGGAGUAAAGUUCAGGAAAUCUACACCGGGAAGACUGAGUUCGCUGUGAGCGAGGGACACAAAGCGGGGCCGGAGGAGCCCAUGGAGCUGGACCCCGGCCACUGGAGGAGGCCCGCCGCUACCGCCGAUCCUCAGCACAACCAGACGGCGGCUGAGGCCUCCGCGGAGCCCCAGCCGAAAGGGACCGACAGCAGCCGGACGCCAGAGCUGUCUCUGGAGGAGCUUAGUAUCAGUUCAAGGCAGCAGCAGCUCCAGGCGUCGGCGGCCAAGGUCACGGUGGCGGCCAGCGGCGCGGGUCAGGGGUUACUCCGGCGGCCCAGCAGGAAAAGGAAGCUCCUCGACGACGUGGAGUCCGGAAAGACGCUGCUGCUCGACGCCUACAGGGUGUGGCAGCAGGGCCAGAAAGUCAUGACAUACGACCUCGCUCGCAUUGAAAAGAUCAUGUCGGAGACCUACAUGCUCAUAAAACAGGUCGAUGAGGAUGUAGCUCUGGAUCAAGCUAUGAAGUUCUGCCAGAUCCAGUUGGCCACUUCUGCCCAAAGACAGCCUGCGGCCGAUGCCCCGACCACGCCCAAGUACACCAAGGACCACAUCUUCUUCCCCGCCUCCCUUUCGUCCCCUGUCCUGCUCAGCCACGCCGCGUGCCACCCGCUGACGACCCCGGAGGGUCAAGCCAAAGUGGCGUACGAGCCCCUGAGCAAGCUGUCCAGACCUCAAGCCUCAGGAUUCCACGAUCAGCCGCAGCAGAGGAGGGCGUCAAGCCAUCCCGCUGCUGCCACCGCCGCCACCAUGGCCUUCCUACCACACACAGAUGAGCGGGAGGAGCCCUCAGAAGGACUUCCCUACCGACAGCAGGAGUCUCACCUUUGCCAGCAGAUGAAACUCGCCUCUGUAUCCCAAGGCCAGCAGUCGGCAGCAGCAGCAACAGCAGCAGCAUCAGCAUCCGCAUCCGCAGCAGCAGCAGCAGCCUGGUUCCAGGGGAAAACGGCCACAUGUAGUAUCACCCAACCAGUUCCAGACCAGCAGCAGUAUGCCAGCGACGAUCCGUCCAAACUUCCAGACGCCGGCCGAAUCCGCUCCCGUGUCCCGCACGACAUGCCAAAGCUCUACAUCCCUUCCUCCGUCACCAAGUUCCCACCAGAAAUCACAGUCACGCCUCCGACGCCCACGCUCCUGUCCCCGAAAGGCAGCAUCUCCGAGGAGACCAAGCAGAGACUGAAGAACGUCAUCCUCUCGUCUCAGUCUGCAGCCACAGUCAAAAAGGACACUCUGAGCCAGCCAGCGCUGGAAGUGCAGGAGACGUCCAGCCAGGAGUCAUCUCUUGAAAGCGAGUCAGACGAGGAGGAAGAGGACGAGGAGGAGGAGGAGGAGGAGGACGACGACGACGAGGACGAUGAGGAGGACGACAUGGACAUGGACGUCUGAGCCGCUGGAGGCCUUGUGUGCACGCUGAAAGUGAAUGCAAUUUGGCGUCGCCUCUUGUCUUAAAGGGGAAUGGUACGCGUCGAUGCUAUUGCUCCCUCGUGUGCGUCGCCAGAAAGCUCCCCACAACUGAAAUAAAAACGCAGUAGUGUCGUUGCCUGUUGUCGUGUCGCCGCGCUGCGCUGCUCCUCAGCGGUGCAGGUGUGUGUGAGAGGGAUGAGGACGGCUUUAGUCCCGCAGCAUGUCUGUAAUGUUCCAUUUAUGCAUAUCGCACAUCGGUGUACCCGGCUCUCCUGCACUCGGCCUUUAAAGCCGGCCUGUUCCGCGUUUUAUUUUUCUACGCUGUGUGCUGACUGUACCUCCAAGCUGCAGCUAAGCACCCGUCUGAGGGGCCUCGGUCUGGACUGACGCCCGGCAGCAUGGGCCUGCUGUCCACCACUUUUAAUCACUUUGGCAAUUUCAUCUGCAACACCCAUUGCACUGGGACACUGGGACACGGAACAUUUCAAUGAACACCAGGGUGAAAUAAGGACAAUCGGCUGCAUUCGAGGUUCACCUGUGGAGCCUCACAACCUGUAGCAGACCAGAAAUGUUUACACUGAACGUUUGGGAGUUUUUCUUUUUUUUUCAGUUGUCACUAAACUUUGUGCUAUUUUUGUAUUUUUUUUUUGUAAUAUUUUGUCCUAUAUAUUUUUCUUUUUUUGUGUGUGCAAUUGUAGCUAAGAGGUUCAUACCAGGAAGACAUUCCGUCACCAGCACUGAUCGGAACGAUGUAGAAAGAGGUUUUAAUUAUGACUUUUGUACAUAUCACAACCAAAAACCUUCUCUAAUAUGUUUUAAUGCGCUGAGUAUUGAGCUUUAUUUUUAGUCAACUCAGGAAGCGAUUUGCCUUGACCAGACGCUUCACAUGAUCCUUCCUGAUUUCAGUGGAUUUAAAAUACCUGCCGUGGAUGAUAAUGAUAUAAAUGCCUUUCCAUUGAAACCAUUUUGGUAAAUUUGUCACAAUUCCAGCUGAACUCAGAGGAAGACAACCGAAUGUUUUUUACAGAUUUGUUUUCUAUAAAAAAUAAGAUAUUUAAUGAUUGUGUUUCUGGAAAAUAUCUACUAAUAAGAAAAAAAAAUACAAAUGCAAAACUAAAAUCACCCAUAGAAAAGAAAUUGAUGAAUUUUUGUGUCCGUUUUGUUUUUUGUUGUAAGUAAGCUAGUUUUCUAUUGUUCUUAUGGGAGUGUACUAGUGUAACAGCCACCCCCCCCCCCCCCCCCCCUGAUCAGGCUGCUGGAGUCUGGGAUGAAUGCAUUAUGUUUGUGUCAAACCAAAAAUAUAUUUGAGAAACACAUUUGUUCUGUGUGCUACUUCAAACCACCACUCUCAAUGGUUAUUUGGUCUUUAUGAACUCGGCCCUCUUGGUCAUUCUCCGAAGGACCGUUUGGGAGGCCGAGGGAUGGUUUUCCAUUUAAGAAACCUGUACUAAGGGCUGCAUAAAUUACAUAGGGGAGAAACAACUGUCAUUCACAUGCACGCGCACCACACACUAAGUAUUACAAAUACAGAGCAGUUUGGAUCUUGAAUAAUGACGAGGCAAAUACUGGACAAGCUCAAUAACACCCUCACUCAAUGCUCAAUCCUAAUUUCCUCUGGCCGGUAAUAUAACACAAAUAUAAACUAUAAAACUUCCCACUAUACAUCCUCACACUUAACAUAACAUUAGGAAACCCCCUGACUGACGAGUCAUUGCAGGAUAGUCAAGUCAAUAUGAUUUAUUCAGCCCUCUGAAGGACCCUUCAAUCUGUGCAGCACUCUACACCCGCAGUCAUUAACAUAAAC
Messenger RNA from Pungitius pungitius (ninespine stickleback), 8954 nucleotides. RefSeq names its product calcineurin binding protein 1 (gene cabin1). Lineage: Eukaryota; Metazoa; Chordata; Actinopteri; Perciformes; Gasterosteidae. The record is from RefSeq and is a predicted model, not a curated record. Gene Ontology annotation, biological process: chromatin organization. The coding region runs from base 272 to 7132 and encodes 2286 amino acids. Gene Ontology annotation, molecular function: protein binding; nucleosome binding. The transcript is spliced from 40 exons. Gene Ontology annotation, cellular component: nucleus.